UUGUGUGUAGAGAGCUGGACUGUGGGGCUCCUGUACAGGUGCUGGGAGCAGCUGCUUUUGGCAAAGGACAGGGUCAGAUGUGGAGAGAAGAUAUUCAGUGUAGAGGCAACGAAUCUCAGGUUCACCUUUGUCCAACAUCACCAUCACAUGAAAACAACUGUUCUCAUGACAACAGUGUUGGAUUGGUGUGCACAGACCGUAAGAGGGUGAGGUUGGUUGGUGGUCAUAAUCCCUGUGCUGGUAAAGUGGAGGUUCUUCAUAAUGGACAGUGGGGAACAGUGUGUGAUGAUUACUGGGAUAUUGCCGAUGCUGCAGUGGUGUGUAGAGAGCUGGAAUGUGGAGAGCCUGUAGAUGUACUGAGUAAUGAUGAGUCUGAACCAGGAUCAGAACAUAUCUCGAUGAGUAAUGUGAUGUGUACUGGCUUUGAGUCCACCUUAAAGAAAUGUGGUUCAGUAACAGACAAAGAUCAAGGCAAGUGUUCUGAUAAGAAGGCAGGAGUCAUUUGUUCAGGGGUCAGACUUGUUGGAGGUUCUCGCUGCUCUGGGAGAUUAGAGAUACUUGAUGGAAACACGUGGGCUUCAGUGUGUGAUUCAGCCUUUAACCAGCAGGAUGCAGAGGUUGUGUGUAGAGAGCUGGACUGUGGGGCUCCUGUACAGGUGAUGGGAGCAGCUGCUUUUGGCAAAGGAGAGGGUCAGAUGUGGAGAGAAGAGAUUCAGUGUAGAGGCAACGAAUCUCAGAUUCACCUCUGUCCAACAUCAUCUCCACAUAAACACACCUGCUCCCACGAAAAUGAUGAGGGUCUGCUGUGUGCUCACAUACGGAAUGUGAGACUGGUAAAUGGUAACAGUCGCUGUGCUGGAAGAGUGGAGGUUCUUCAUAGAGAUCAGUGGGGAACAGUAUGUGGUCAAGCCUGGGAUAUGGCUGAUGCUGCAGUGGUGUGUAGAGAGCUGGACUGCGGGGAACCUGCAGAUGCUCUUGGUAAUGCUUAUUUUGGACCUGGAUCUGGACCAGUCUGGAUGAGUGCUGUAUUAUGUACUGGAUCUGAGUCUUCACUGAAAAACUGUGGAUCAGAAUUGUUUGGUAAACCCUUCUGUGGACACAAUGAUGAUGCUGGAGUCAUCUGCUCAGAGCACAAAGAGACCAGACUUGUUGAUGGACCUCAUCUGUGUUUUGGGAGAUUAGAGAUACUUGAUGGAAACACGUGGGUUUCAGUGUGUGAUGCUGGCUUUGACCAGCAGGAUGCAGAGAUUGUGUGUAGAGAGCUGGGAUGUGGGGCUCCUGUAAAGGUGCUGGGAGCAGCUGCUUUUGGCAAAGGAGAGGGUUACACAGCACUAAGACUGGUGAAUGGUUCAGACUCUUGUUCAGGUCGAGUGGAGCUUCAGUAUCUCAGGGAAUGGGGCACAGUGUGUGAUACAUGCUGGGAUAUGAGAGAUUCAAGUGUCCUCUGUAGACAGCUGAAUUGUGGGAUUGCUGUGUCUGUUGUGGGAUCGGACUGGUUUGGAGAGGGAAGUGGUGAUAUCUGGGCUGAUGUGUUUGAUUGUCAGGGGAAUGAAACACAACUCUCACAAUGUCCCAUCUCUUCAUGGAUUCGAGCUGAACGUUCUCAUAGUAAAGAUGUUGGAGUCAUCUGCUCUAAUUCAGCUCUGGCUCUUCAUGAUGGGCGAGUGCGGUUGUCUGGAGAGAGAGAGUGUGAGGGGGAAGUGGAAGUUUACAUCCAUCAGGUCUGGAGGAGAGUUCUGCUGGAUUCCUGGAGUCUCACUGAAUCCUCUGUGGUCUGCAGACAGCUGGGCUGUGGCUCUGUGCUGAACUUCUACAGCUCAUCUUCAUCCAGUCCUGAACACAGUCAUGAGUGUGUGAUGGGAUUCCAGUGCUCUGGGAGUGAAGAUCAUCUGGGGAACUGUAGCUCUCCACAAACUCUCAACUGCAGCUCUACACAACAGCUGUCAAUCACCUGCCUUGGUCGUGAGUCCAUCAGGCUGGUGGGUUCUGGAGGAGAUUGUGCAGGGAGGCUGGAGGUUUUUCAUAAUGGCUCAUGGGGGACAGUGUGUGAUGACUCCUGGGAUAUUAAAGAUGCCCAUGUGGUGUGCAGACAGCUGCAGUGUGGAGUGGCCCUCAGUAACCAGCAGGUACCAACCUGGUUUGGUCCUGGUUCUGGACCAAUAUGGCUGGAUGAGGUGAAAUGUGAGGGGAAUGAGUCAUCCCUGUGGAACUGCUUGUCUCAGGUCUGGGGAAAACAUGACUGUCAACACAAGGAGGAUGUAGGAGUCAUGUGCUCAGAGUUUAGAGAGAUCAGAUUAACUGAGGGCUGUGAAGGGAAUGUGGAGGUUUUCUACAAUGGAUCGUGGGGUAAUGUAUGCUGGAACCAGAUGGACAGAGACACAGCGAGUCUGAUCUGUCAAGAGCUGAACUGUGGAAGAUCUGGUGUUGAGUCUGAUUCAUCAUCAAGAGUUAAAUCAGCUCAUAACUGGCUAGAUAAAGUGACAUGUUGACCACAUGACACAAAUCUGUGGCAGUGUCCAUCAUCACCCUGGGGACAGAAUGAGUGUUAUGAAGAUGAAGUGGCCCAAAUCACCUGCUCAGAGAAGGAGAGUUUGGAGUCUCCUCGCAGUCGUCUUCCAUGUUCCACCUCACGAUCGUCUCUUCAUAGACAGUGUUCAAAGCAUGUUCCUCUGAGACUGAGUGGAGGGAAGGGCCGGUGCUCUGGGAGGCUGGAGGUGUAUCAUAACGCUGUGUGGGGUUCAGUUUGUGAUGAUCAGUGGGAUAUCAGGGAUGCUCAGGUGGUCUGCAGGCAGCUGGGUUGUGGAGCAGCACUGAGUGCUGAUGGGAAUGCAGCCUUUGGUGCUGGUGAAGGUGUUGUGUGGCUAAACAGAGUCGAGUGCAGAGGGAAUGAGAUUCACCUGUGGGACUGUCCUCGCUCCCUAAAUAACCACACUGACUGCUCACACAAAGAAGACGCUGGACUCACCUGUGCAGAUUUGUCUGUGUCCACGACUCCUGCCACAGCAACAUCAGCUUUUCCUCCAGUUUCACAGACAGAAAGGGGACCAGUGCGAUCAACAUCAAUCCCUCCUCCACAAACUCCUCCAUCAGAUUUUCACUCCAUCCCUCCAGUGGUUGUGUUUGUUCUGGUAUCUGUGCUCUUACUGAUCUUACUGCCACUCAUUGUACUGAUUCAGCAGAACAGAGUGAUGAGGAGAGCUCUCUCUAAGAGGAGACACAGGACUCUGUCUGAAACAGUUUAUGAGGAGAUCGAUCACAGGCACACAAACAGACACAGUCACUUCACUCAGAGGGGAAGUUUCCUCUCUGAAGAACAUCAUUCUGGGUAUGAAGAUGCCGAUGAGUUCCUCUCAGCACAAUCUGCCAGUAUGGACAAGUAUGAUGAUGUCAAACCCACAAAUGGGCUGACAGAAGAGAUCAAGAUGGUGAAGAAGAACACAGCAGAUAACUAUGAUGAUGUCAUCACUGCUGGACUGAGACCAGAUUAUGAAAAAGAUCACUCACUUGAUCGCUAUGAUGAUGUCAUCCCCAUAGAACAGAAUGCUGAUACUAAAGCAGAUGACAUCCAUGAGAGGUAUGAUGAUGUCGUCACCACAGGACAGAACACUUAUCCUAACAUUCAGCUGAAUUAUGAUGAUGUCAUCACAAGUGGACAGAGCUUUAGAAACCUGAUGGACUAUGAGGAUGUGGAGGUGAAGCCAAUCAAACUAGGAGGAACUGAGUGACCAAGAGACCCCAUCAACUUUUCAUUAUUUUUUGGCAUUUUAUAUUCUAUUUUUUUUUCCUUUAUUUUUUAACCUAUUUACAUAAGUCAGUUUGCAUCACCUUUGACAUUUCAUUGAAAUUUACAAAUUACAAAUGAGCAGUUAAAAUCUUUAAAACUUUGACAUGUUCUCACUUUUAAAAACAAUAUACGUAUAUACAGUACAUGUGGGUUUAUGCUUGAUGCUUUGCUUCAAACUGCAUUCUCAGAUUUCUUAGGCUUUUUUUACAAAUAAACUUUAGAAAUGUCAGAUUGAACGCUGCUUGAAAAUCCUGUUUUCUUAGUCUGUUCCUUUCACCCGGUGGAAUAAAGUAGUUUUGCACACAUCUGGUGUUGCAAACAUAAUAGGCAAUCCCAGAUUAUUUGGAAUAUGCAAAAAAUCUGAAAACGAUACAAUUUUAUGAUCAUAUUAAUAUAUGAUAUAUAUUUUUGUACAUUGGCACCAUACUUGAGAAUGAUGGUCUUUCUACCCCAUCUUCUGGAAUAAACCAGUUUUGCAGAGUUAAAAGUAUACUUGGCAUAGUAUAAUCACAGAAAUGAGUUUACAAUAUAGAGAAAAAGUUUCAAAAAGUAAUUAUUCUCUAUAUUGUAUUUAGUCUAUUUUUCCUCUCACUUGUUUAAUCAAGUUUAGAUUAAAUACGGUGCUCUUGGUAAGCAUCUAUUUACUGAUAUAGUUGAGUUUAAUUUGAGUUUAUAACAUUCUAACAUAACAUUUAAAUAAUGAUUUUGGAUCCUUGUCUUGAGCAGUUAGUUAUCAGUACAUCUAUCUCUGCAGUAUGAGGGGUCAUUCAAGAAAUAAUUAAUGCAUAUUGUGCGAGUAUGUACUGGUCCACUGGUUGUAUAUACGGUUUCAUGACAAAUUUAUGAAAAAAUAAAAAUAAAACACACAAUUUUGGAGGGUUUAAAGGCAGAAAUUUGAAGUUUAUAAUUUUAUAAAAGCACUUACAUUAAUUCUUCUGUUAAAACUUGUGUGUGAUUUGAGCUGUUAAGUUGUUUAUAUUGCCAUAUUUACAAUCAUUUUAGGGUUUGUUGGCAUUACGUCAUCAUGGAAACAGAGUUGUAAAAUUGGCUAUAACUUUACACAGAAAAGGUUAGUACACAAUAAACAAUCACAAUAAAAUCCUGUUUACACAUAUGUUGUUUAUGUCUUUGGCUGU
Molecule: messenger RNA, 4920 nt
Organism: Xyrauchen texanus (razorback sucker)
Lineage: Eukaryota; Metazoa; Chordata; Actinopteri; Cypriniformes; Catostomidae
Product: scavenger receptor cysteine-rich type 1 protein M130-like
Exons: 20
Cellular component (GO): membrane
Source: RefSeq, a predicted model, not a curated record